AUGCCGACAGAAUCCGCCGGCAAGAACGAUAAGCAAGCAAGCCAGGCACAAGCUCGUGAAGUCAUCGAUGUGUUCCACGAGAUCUCGACCCUUCUGAACGCAGAUCUUGAUAGGCAGACAUUAUCUAUUUGUAUCUCACUCAUCGAGAAUGGUAUCAAUCCCGAGGCGCUUGCGUGUGUGAUUCGGGAAUUGAAGAAGGAUGCCGAGGAGACGAGACGAGAGAUCCAGAACAGGAGUCAGUGA
Messenger RNA from Drepanopeziza brunnea f. sp. 'multigermtubi' MB_m1, 243 nucleotides. RefSeq lists its product as uncharacterized. Gene Ontology annotation, biological process: microtubule nucleation by interphase microtubule organizing center; gamma-tubulin complex localization; mitotic spindle assembly. The record is from RefSeq and is a predicted model, not a curated record. Gene Ontology annotation, cellular component: spindle; interphase microtubule organizing center; mitotic spindle pole body. Lineage: Eukaryota; Fungi; Ascomycota; Leotiomycetes; Helotiales; Drepanopezizaceae.